Molecule: messenger RNA, 943 nt
Organism: Cylindrotheca closterium
Lineage: Eukaryota; Bacillariophyta; Bacillariophyceae; Bacillariales; Bacillariaceae
Source: the annotation of a GenBank genome assembly
AUGGAAGUGAAUCCGUCUGAAGAAAUCUGGUCUUUACGCAUUUUGGCCAUGCGGAUUUCUUUACAAAAUCCGUUUUCCUUUUUCGGUAUUGAUGAGUUUGAGGGCAAACCGGACGACAACCAAUUCUUCUCCGGCGAAAUGUCCAAUCCACGGCUCCGCUUGGAGCAUCCCUUGGUGGGCUUUUGGUUAAUUUGCUCCGAGUUGUUUGAUUAUCCUUGGAUUAAUGAGUUUCUGGUGGAGUAUUACGAUGACCCGCCAUCCGCAAUUGUUGACGCAAUCAAACAAACAAGAAGUGGCAAGUCUAUCAACAAUGCUCCAAAUCGAGAAUCAGUGAAGGAACCGGAUCCGCCUCGUAUCCAAAAAAUAUACGAUCCGAUGUAUUCUAUUGAUGAACCGGGCACGGAUGUUCAACGCGAAUCCACCAGCUCCGAAGGGGACCAGGUGCAAAAUCCAAAUCGCUUUGCACCUCUACAAAGUGAUGAUGAUUGGUUUGAAGGUAGUGGAAUUCAGGACUUUGACGAGGUUGAAGUGGUGGCGGUGAAAAAGAAUGCCCCCAAGGCGCCUGAGUUGUUGGAUGAAGACACUGAAGAUGACGACAUUGACGACAGGGAGAACAUUGUGGACGACGCAAUGGAGGAAGACGAGGAUGACGAACGGGUCACUACCGCUGGGGCGAACCCACAUGAUGAGGCCAUGGUCGACAACACUCCACCGUUGACUUCUUCUAAACUUAAGGCAAAACAAGACUCAGCAGGUACAGGGACCUUUAUGGAGCCCUCGGAAUCAACUCCUUCUCGCUGGGCGAGAAGAAACUACGCACACGCAUUCGCGUCGGCUUCUCGGCUGAGGCCUCGGUCGAGGCCGUCCAAGACUAUCUUCAUACCGGCUUACGUCAAUUGGGGAGAGGCGCUGGGUGCUACCCUUCUCCCUUGCAGUAUGGAGA